CAGCUGAUCCUCCUGGACUGGGCGAGGAAGAGAAUUAGCAGCAGGAAAACAUUGUUGCUGGCUAGUUAAACCAUGGCUGCGGAGAUCCAUUCGAGGCCUCAGAGCGCCAGACCAGUUCUUCUGAACAAAAUCGAGGGACACGCAGACGCUGUCACGGUUGCCGUUUUAAUCCCCAAGGAGGAUGGAGUGAUCACUGUCAGCGAAGACAGAACCAUUCGUGUUUGGCUAAAGAGAGACAGUGGUCAGUACUGGCCAAGUAUAUAUCACACAGUCUCCUCUCCCUGCUCAUGUAUGUCAUAUCACCAUGACAGCAGACGCAUCUUCAUUGGGCAGGACAAUGGAGCGGUUGUGGAGUUUCUCAUCUCUGAAGAUUUCAACAAGAUGAACCAUGUAAAAACAUAUCCAGCUCAUCAGAACCGCGUUUCAGACAUGGUGUUUACCCUGGAAAGCGAGUGGGUAGUGAGCACUGGCCAUGACAAGAGUGUUAGCUGGAUGUGCACCCAGAGUGGAAGCAUGCUGGGCAGACACUAUUUUACUUCCUGGGCUUCCUGUCUACAAUAUGAUCAUGAGACUCAACAUGCCUUUGUUGGCGAUUACUCAGGGCAGAUUACACUGUUGAAGCUGGAGAAGCAGACAUACUCCGUUAUCACUACACUGAAGGGCCAUGAAGGCAGUGUAGCAGCCUUGUGGUGGGACCCCAACCAGAGACUGCUGUUCUCAGGUGCCUCUGACCACAGUGUCAUCAUGUGGGACGUAGGAGGACGCAAAGGACGAACCUUAUUGUUGCAGGGACACCAUGAGCGUGUCCAGGCACUACGCUAUCUCCAGUUUACCAGGCAGUUGGUGUCAUGCUCAGCUGAUGGCGGCAUCGCAGUGUGGAACAUGGAUACAACCAGAGAAGAGGCACCUCAGUGGUUGGAAAGUGACUCAUGCCAGAAGUGUGAGCAGCCUUUCUUCUGGAAUGUCAAGCAGAUGUGGGACACUAAAACCUUGGGGCUCAGACAGCACCAUUGCAGGAAGUGCGGCAAAGCUGUGUGUGGUCGCUGCAGUUCUAAACGCUCCACGUUCCCAAUUAUGGGCUUUGAAUUUCCAGUGCGGGUGUGUGACACCUGUUUUGACUCUAUCAAGGAAGAAGAUCGAACACCAUUGGCCACAUUCCAUGAGGGGAAACACAACAUAGCCCACAUGGACAUGGACCCAUCCAGAGGCCUGAUGGUCACCUGUGGAAAUGACCGCAUUGUCAAGAUCUGGGAUAUGACGCAGGUGGUUGGCUGUAGCUUAGCAACAGGCUUCUCCACACGCUGAUUGGUCCAGUCCACUCCUCUGGUGUCAUGGAAACCCCUCUGUACAGUGCAUCAUCGCCAUCAUGCCUGAACCCUGCAGCUUCUGGGGGAUGUGCACGUGUGCGUGUGUGAGUGAAUGUCAGUAGCAUAGGUCUACGUGUCCCUUUUUUUUUUUUUUUUUUUUUUGCUUGAUCCUUUGAAAUGAUCUGUGUCACUACUUUAUUUAGUUCAACAUGUAUAUGAAUGUAUGUGACCCCACACAGAGCACUAAGCACAAUUGUGUGUGUAUGUAAACGUGUGCAUGCGCCCUAAUGGGAAGAGUGUUAUUAGUGUUUACGUUUAAGAUUUCUGUUCCUUUUGACAAAUGUUGACAAUGGUCAGUUGUUGUUUUUUUAUCCUUGUACUGUAAUCUUAGGAUUCACAAAUUCCUGACCUGCCACACACAUGCUUCCGCUGCAUAUUUUUUUGCAGUCCACUAACUGUGUCAUACUCAGUAACAUGUAUAACCACUACAUCUGUACGAAUCCUGCUUCAUGUUUAAAAUGUAAACAAUUGAUUGGAAUUACUUUCUGACCCCAGUUAUCAGUACCCCCCAAGCUUUUGUUCUGUCUUUUUCACCAGAAGGCCUUAAAUCACUCUCAGGAGGUUUUACAUCAGUGAGUUGUCACUGGGUGGGGGCGCUUCAUUUCACAUGUUUCCAUGACCACUUUGUGCAAUUCAGCCACAAAUCAUUUAUUGUGUUUACUUGUGUACGUUUUCAAAUUGUGUACACCAUGAUGCAGCUGCUGUGAUGCUGACACGCCCUACCUUGCGUUGAUUCAAAGUGAGGCAAGCAAAACUAGCGUUGCUAUAGCAGCAGAUCAUCUUUGCAAAGUCUAACACUGAUUAGUAGUGGCGUCAACAAUGCUGUUGCCAAGAUGGAGCAAUAGACUGUUAAACUCAAGUGUUGAGUAGACAAAUUGCACUGUUUGUAAAUUGAUUUACCACAUGGUGUGACACUGAUGGCCAAAACUCAAAUCACUUCUGAGACUUGCUAAUAAGAUAAAUUCAUUGAGCUCAAUCGGAUUUUCACCACAAAGGCAAUUAGUUAAUUGACACAAAAAUUUGUGGAGCACAAAAUGCUGCACUUAACUUAGUUCCCGGCUGUAUUAGGCCUUUCAAUUUUCCUUCAAAUGAUUUAAAGACUAGAAUCCUGAAACAUGUUCAAAGCCUUUUACAGUUCAGUACCUGUGAUUGUCCCCAUGCACUCUCGUAAUGAACUUCUGGAUGUCUCUUCUUUUGGUUUCUUUGUUUUUCUUGUUUAUCCCUCCUUACUCCAAACACAUAUUAACAAGGAUUCCACUUGGGAGGAAACUCAUACCUACACAGAGUGAAAGAAUAGUUGGGUUCGUAGCGAUCCUAUAAAUGGCGGCUGAUUUAUGCUUAUGUUGGAUACCUGCCUUAUUUGGUUCUGAAAAAGUGAACACCAUAUAUUCCUGAUCACAUUCCAAUUUCUGACGUGUGUGAUUAUAUUUGUAGUAAAGUAUUUAUUAUCUGUGUAAAAUGUUUGUUUUUUUCCUUAUUAUAUGAUUACAAACUUUAUAACGGUAUAUGGUAUAUUCAACCAUGCUAGCAUAAAGUCAGAAGCUUAGCUUGGUGGAAAACACUCCGCCUUUCACUCUACAAAAUGCUAAGAUAAAGGAAUGAAAUGAAAACUUAGUCAUGUAUUAGUUGUUGGGAUAAAAAAUACCGGACAUUGAAGAUUCAAAGACUUACCACUGUAAACACGGGAAAAAUGGUACUAAAUGAAAUUUACUGUAUUCAAUGCAUUAUACCACUUUCUGGAUUUGUAUUUAUUGAUUAAUUUUGAUUACCACUUUUUGUUAUUAGAUGUUGACUGUCCUUUCUUUAAGCUUUCAGAAUCUAUUUUCAACAGGAGACAUAUGCACUCUGAAAACUAUCGGUGAAAUCUAUACUCAAUUUUGGGGAGCUUUCUGUUAUAUUAGAUGCAGAGUGCAGCUUUCCUUAACAUGCUGACCAGGGGCCGCCACAGUGAAGCGAGAGCAGCUCGUUAUAUUGUUAAUAUAGUGAAGUUGACAAAAUAUUAUUGUUAAAUAUAGCGACUCCUAAACCCUUUGAGUGACUGUUUUUGAAAAAGACCAGACUGCAAAUUGAAUUACGCAAAGCCCCCACCAGCUCAUCAGAUAUGAUGUUGUUUCACUGUUUUUCAAUGAGUGUGCAGAUUCAAGCUGCGGACACCAUACCAAACACAAAUGCUAUUUUUUCCUACCAACCCAACUCCUGUUGCAGUGUUACUGCUUGGGAGGAGGAAAAAAA
This is a messenger RNA of Syngnathus acus (greater pipefish), 3599 nucleotides long. It is a transcript of the gene wdfy1, whose product is annotated as WD repeat and FYVE domain containing 1. The record is from RefSeq and is a predicted model, not a curated record. Bases 73 to 1305 code for a protein of 410 amino acids. NCBI's taxonomy places the organism in Eukaryota, Metazoa, Chordata, Actinopteri, Syngnathiformes, Syngnathidae. Gene Ontology annotation, molecular function: metal ion binding; protein binding. The transcript has 12 exons.